GUGGUGGACCCUACAGUCAUUGUAAAAGGGAACAAGAUUUACGUUCUUGUGGCAAGAUACAACAAGUCGACCAAUAACUGGAAUCAGCACCCCGAUGGCAAGGAUUGGGAGCCUGUGCUUUCUGUUGGUGAGGUUAAGAAGACAAACAUCAAUGGUAAGGUGAACGCAACGAUUACAUGGACCGAUCCUGUCUCACUAAAAUCUAUUUUCCCCAAAGAGAUUGAAGGAGGGCCAUUAAAAGAAUUCCUUGGCGGUGUAGGGGUUUCUAUUGUAACAACGAACGGUACUCUUGUGUUCCCAGUCCAGGCAAUGAGUUCAAUUAGGAGGACCACUGCAAUG
This is a messenger RNA of Trypanosoma theileri, 339 nucleotides long. Its product is annotated as trans-sialidase-like protein. The annotation marks the transcript as partial. The transcript has a single exon. NCBI's taxonomy places the organism in Eukaryota, Euglenozoa, Kinetoplastea, Trypanosomatida, Trypanosomatidae. The record is from RefSeq and is a predicted model, not a curated record.